AUGGCAAGAGGGAUGAGAGGAGCUCAUCUCCUCGCUGUUUUUUUUACCAUUUCAAUAACACUUUUCAGGGACGCAGAUGGACAAGGAAUCUUUAAUGACUUAACAGGUUUUAGUUUGAGUCCUCCGUAUUUUAACCUCGCUGAUGUGUCUAGUAUCUCUGCCACAGCAACCUGCGGACAGGAUGAGGCUGGGACACCGAGAUAUGAAUUAUACUGUAAACUUGUCGGAGGACCGAACUACGGACUUCUUUCUCAAAAUAUUCAGGGUCAGUACUGUGACUACUGCAACGCCAUUGACCCAAACAAAGCCCACCCGGUUACUAACGCUAUCGAUGGGACAGAGCGGUGGUGGCAGAGCCCUCCUCUCUCCAGCGGCCUGGGCAACAACGAAGUGAAUGUUACCCUGGACCUUGGGCAGCUCUUCCAUGUGGCGUACGUCCUCCUCAAGUUUGCUAAUUCACCUCGACCUGACCUCUGGGUGCUGGAGCGCUCUGUGGACAACGGGAGAACCUUCACCCCCUGGCAGUAUUUUGCACAUUCAAAGCGUGAGUGUAUUGAAAGGUUCGGAAAGCAGCCCGAUGCUCGUAUAGUAGAUGAUGAUGACCAGAUUUGCACCACAGAAUACUCACGAAUCGUCCCUUUGGAGAACGGAGAGAUUGUGGUGUCUCUGGUCAACGGUCGGCCGGGGUCCAGAAACUUCACCUACUCGCCAGUGCUGCGAGACUUCACAAAGGCCACCAACAUCCGCCUGCGCUUCCUCCGCACCAGCACCCUGCUGGGACACCUGAUCUCCAAGGCCCAUAGAGAUCCCACAGUCACACGCAGGUAUUACUAUAGUAUCAAAGACAUCAGCAUUGGUGGACGCUGCGUUUGCCAUGGGCAUUCACAGUUGUGUGGUGGUGGGCGGAACCAGGAAAACCCAAACAGACUUCAGUGUGAGUGCCAACACAACACCUGCGGUGAGUCAUGUGACCGCUGCUGCCCAGGCUUUCACCAGAAGCCAUGGCGUGUUGCAACUGUUGACAACCCCAAUGAGUGUCAACCCUGCAAGUGUUUCUCCCAUGCCUUUGACUGUUAUUACGACCCAGAGGUGGAAAGGAGGGGAGCAAGUUUAGACACCUUCGGGAGGUACGACGGAGGAGGAGUGUGCAUCAACUGCCAGCACAACACUGCUGGAGUGAACUGUGAACACUGCCUUGAAGGUUUCUACAGACCUUAUGAAGUACCUCACGAGUCUCUCACUGGAUGCAUACCCUGCAGGUGCGACGAAAGGACCACAGCCGGCUGUGAAAUGGGGUCUGGAAGGUGUAUCUGCAAGCCCCAGUUGGCUGGAGAAAACUGUGAUCGCUGUGCUGACGGAUACUAUUACUACCCUCAGUGCAUUCCAUAUCCCGUAUACCAGUCGACCAAAUCCCCUGCAGGACCUAUUGUGGGGCCCACCGCUUGCCCUGUGGGUUAUUUCGGCUCACCCAACUGUCAGCAGUGUGUAUGUGACUACAGAGGGACAGCGUACGGGGUGUGCGAUGCUUUAGGCCGCUGCCUGUGCCGUCAGGGUGUGGAGGGGGAGCGAUGCGACCGCUGUCGACCAGGAUACCACUCCUUCCCAAACUGCCAGGCAUGUGUCUGUGAUGGGGCUGGUGUGGCUGACACUGUGUGCAGUCCAAGUGGCCAGUGUAUUUGCUUUCCCAAUUAUGCAGGGCAGGAGUGUGACGAAUGUGCACCCGGCUACUAUGGAUACCCAGACUGUGCUGUCUGCCAAUGUUCACAGGAAGGCUCACAUGGCAGCCUAUGCAACCCACUGUCGGGUCAGUGUCUGUGUCUCCCAGGGGUGGUGGGGCAGCAGUGUGACCGCUGUGCCUCUGGACUCAGGUUCCCCCAGUGCUCAGCCCCCAUAAGUGCGUGUAACCGAGACGGAACUGAGGGCACCGAUCAUCAAACGGGCUCCUGCCGCUGCUUGGUAAACGUGGAGGGAAUCUUGUGUGACAGGUGUAAACCUCUCUACUGGAAGCUGGCUGCAGAAAACCCCCGUGGCUGCACAGAGUGUCAGUGUGAUGUGAAAGGGACCCUAAGUGGUGUUGGAGAGUGUGAACAGAAAAAUGGACAGUGUCCCUGCAAGCCUUAUGCAUGUGGACAUGCAUGUGAAACCUGCAAGGAUGGAUACUUCCUGCUGCAGAAAAAGAAGUAUUUGGGCUGUCAAGGCUGUCAGUGCGAUGUAGGCGGUGCCAUUGGCAUGGCGUGCGAUGAGACAUCGGGACAGUGUUGGUGUCGUAAGAAUGUAGUUGGCCGUGAAUGCACUAAGCCGGCACCAAGCUUCUACUUCCCCGCUCUCCACCAACUGAAGUUUGAAGUCGAGGAUGGCACCACUCCAAAUGCCAGACCGGUGCGCUUUGGUUAUAGCGACCAAGAGUUCCCAGAUUUCAGCUGGAGAGGUUAUGCUGUAAUGUCUCCUGCACAGAGUGAAGUCAAAGUAACAGUGCAUGUUGACCCAAAAGAUGAGAAGCAGCAAUUAUACCGCGUGGUUCUGCGGUUCACUAACCCGAGCAGCACCAGUGUGACCGGUAGCAUCAAGGCUACCAAUAACAGAGGCACUGCAGGGUCAGAUCAGAGUAAGGAAGUAAUAUUCCCCGAAAGUCCCUCCCCAUCCUUCCUCACCGUCCCAGGAGAAGGCUUCGCUGAGCCCUUUGCAUUGACCCCUGGGACAUGGAUCAUUCACAUAAGGGCGAAGGGGGUGCUGCUGGACUAUUUAGUGCUGCUGCCCCGGGAUUACUAUGAGGCACCUUUGCUGCAGGAGAAGAUCACUCAGCCCUGCACAUACUUACUCACUGCAAACAAGGAUACAAACUGUCUGCUGUUUAAGCAUGUGUCCAUGGAUGGCUUCAGCUCUGCUCUGGGCUCACAAGGCACACUCACCAGCCGCAGCGGGCGCAGGAGGAGGCAGGCUCGUGUGCGCCGUCCCACCCCAGAUCACCCUGAGAUGGCCGCUCUCAAUGGCAGACAGUCGCAGCUUGAACUCAGUCUACGUGUGCCUCGUCCUGGCCCAUACGCCCUCAUCCUGGAGUACGCCAGCGAGGUGGACGCCGUCCAGAAUGUCAACGUACUCAUCAGUGGUCCGUCAGGUAGCCAGAUCCAAGCCAGGGCCAACAUUUACAGUUGUGCCUACAGCUUUUUGUGCCGGAGUGUGGCAGUGGACAACAGUAAUAAAGUGACAGUGGUGCAGCUUUCCCACAAGACAGAGGUUCUUCUGCAAACUUCCACUACAUCAUUCCUGCUGUAUAAAGUCUAUGCAGUCCCUGCAGAGGAGUUCUCCAUAGAGUAUGUAGAACCUAAGGUGCUUUGUGUCUCCACUCAUGGCCACUUCACUGAAGACUGUCGAGACUGCGUUCUGAGUCAAUUCGACAAGCCAACGUCAGCCUGGAUUUUGUAUGCUGCCCGUGACGGACAGCUAUCUUCGGUACCUGCUGUUUCUCCCCAACAAGGAGAGAAUGAGGAUUGGAGACGGAGACGACAGACUGGGGUGUUUCCUGUCCGUGAACCUCAGAGUGAUGGGAUUCUGCUUAAAUUCCCUCAGACGGAGAUCAAUUUCACACCCAAUGUUCCCCUCCCGGGCGUGUAUGUGGUUGUGGUCCAUUAUCACCAGCCUGAACAUACAUCCUUCCCCGUAGAGGUCCGAGUGGACGCAGGGCGUGAGUGGAAGGGUUCAAUAAAUGCAUCCUUCUGCCCUGCGGUCUCAGGCUGCAGGGCGGUUGUCGUCGCUGACAGCCGCAUUGCCCUUGACUUUGACCAGAAUUCUUGGCAGCUGCCCACCAUCUCUGUAAUCGUGCCACCUGAGAAGACACUUAUUCUGGAUUAUAUCUUGUUGGUGCCUGAUAGCAGUUACACCCCAGAUCUCCUGAAAGAGAAGCCGCUUAAUAAAUCUGCAGAUUUCAUACAGCAGUGUAGAGGAGAAGGUUUCUAUAUUGACCCGAGAACUUCUCCCCAGUUCUGCAGAGACUCUGCCCGUUCUCUUGUGGCGGCCUAUAAUAACGGAGCACUACCUUGCAACUGUGACAAGUCCGGCUCUACGGGGACUACCUGUGAGCCGGUGGGAGGACAGUGUCCCUGCAGCGAGCAUGUCAUUGGUCGUACGUGCACAAAGUGUGCCACGGGAUACUACGGCUUCCCAUACUGUAGACCGUGUGAGUGUGGCCGCCGACUGUGUGACGAGGUGACAGGAAGCUGUAUCUGCCCUCCUCAGACAGUCAAACCUGCCUGCGAUGUGUGCCAGAGUCAGACUUUCAGCUAUCACCCGCUGCUGGGCUGCGAGGGCUGUGAAUGCUCUCCAAAUGGCAUCAAAGCCAACGCAGGGCCCGACUGUGACCGAACCACUGGACAGUGCAGUUGCAAGCCUAGGAUUGGUGGCCGGCAGUGUGAUCGCUGCGCUGCAGGUUAUUAUCGCUUCCCUGACUGUGUACCUUGUAACUGUAACAAAGGUGGCGUCACAGCCGACAUCUGUCACCCAGACACAGGGAGGUGUCUCUGCAAGAAAAAUGUUGCUGGCGUCAAGUGUGAUACCUGUCGGGAUGGUUCCUUCUAUUUUGAUCCCUCCAACCCUCACGGCUGUACCAGCUGCUUCUGCUUCGGAGCGACUGACCAGUGUCAGAGCUCCAGCAAACGCAGGGGGAAGUUUGUUGGGAUGCAAGCCUGGCGUUUGGAAAGCCCCGACCAGGAGGAGGUUGCCUCUGUGCUGAACACAGCCAGUAACACAGUAGUGGCAGACAUCCAGGAGCUUCCUCCCACAGUUCAAACUCUACACUGGGUGGCACCAUCGUCCUACCUGGGAGACAGGGUUUCAUCUUAUGGUGGUUUCCUCACCUAUCAGUCCAAAUCCUUUGGGAUUCCCAGUGAGGGGAUGACUCUCAUGGACAGGAGACCAGAUGUUGUGCUGACGGGUCAUGAUAUGACCCUGAUCCACAUGGCUCCCCAAGUCCCACUUCCAGACAAGCUGUAUCAAGGCAGAGUCCAGCUGUUGGAGGGAAACUGGCGCCAUGCCGUCAGCAACAGGCCUGUCUCCAGAGAGGAACUAAUGACGGUCCUGACCGGUCUGAUUGGCCUGAGGAUCCGAGCCUUGUACUUCACUCAGAGCCAGAGACUCAGCUUAGGGGAGGUUGGCAUGGAGGCGGCGACUAACACCGGGACUGGUGGUCCUGGAAACACUGUGGAACAUUGUUCCUGCCCCCCUCAGUACACCGGAGACUCCUGUGAGAAAUGUGCUCCUGGUCACUACAGAGAUGGCAGUGGGCUUUUCCUGGGCCGCUGUGUGCCUUGUGAGUGCAAUGGUCUGUCUGAAGAGUGUGAAGAGAAGACAGGGAGGUGCCAGAACUGUCAGUACAACACAGCCGGGGACCGAUGUGAACGCUGUAAAGAAGGUUACUAUGGAAACGCGGCUCAAAGGACAUGCAGAGUUUGCCCGUGCCCAUUCAGUGUGCCUGCAAACAGUUUUGCAAUAGGCUGCAAAGAGGUAUUUGGAGACUUGGAGUGUAUAUGCAGAGCAGGCUACACUGGAGACAAGUGUGAGAGUUGUGCUCCUGGCUACUACGGUGAUCCUCUGACACCAGGGGGAAGUUGUCGGCCCUGUAAUUGCAACGGCAAUAGCAAAAACUGUGAUUCCAAGACUGGAGUUUGCAAGAACACCCUGGAGCCGGGAGACACAAACACAGAUGAACACUGCCAAGAGUGUGAUAAUUGUGCCCAGACUUUACUACAUGGUCUGGAGAAGCUGGAUGAUGAGCUGGGAAGGAUCAAAACUCAACUGGACAACGCCUCUGCUAGUGCCUCCUCUCAGGACAGGAUGAAGAAGCUGGAAAAAGCUGUGUCGGACACCAAGAUUCUUGUGAACACCUUCAACUCUGCCAUCAACACCCAAAAGUCCAGAGUCAAUCAGCUGGAAGACGAUGUGAGCAAUCUCACAGAUGACAUCGACUCGCUCAAAGACAAGGCAGAUAAGAGGGCUGCAGAUGCUGACAAGGCAGUGACAGAUGUUGGAAAAACCCACAAGAAGGCUAAUGAUCUGGACUCAGACAUUCAAAACAUGCUCAAGAAAAUCCAAGCUCUGCUGGACCAACUGAAGGAGACAGGCACCAGUGGUGACAGCAUGGCCAAUGAAAACCUGUCUCAAAUGCUAGACGAUGCUCAGCGCAUGGUGAAGGAGCUGCAGGAUAAGAACUUCACCCCUCAGAAGGCAGCUGCCGAGAAAGAAAGAGACGAAGCCAAGAAACUGCUGGACCACUUGAAGGCUGAUGUAAGUAAGCAGUGUGACCAGAACAAGGUCGCAGCGGAGAAGCUGCGGGGCCAUCUCAAGGGUUACGAGGACAAGCUGAAGGACCUGGACAAUGCUCUGAAGGAGGCGGUGGACUUGCUGAAAAAAGCCAACACCCAAAACGGGCUCAAUGCUCAGACGUUGACAGAUCUGCAGAAGCGUAUCAAAGAUUUAAAAAAGGAACGUGAGGCUGUUGAGGACCAGAUGGCAACGGCGGAAAAAAAGCUGCAAUUAACAGAGGGCUUGGUGCAAGUACUAUCUGACGGCAAAAAAGAAUACGAACAGCUGGCAGCACAGCUGGAUGGUGCUAAGACUAACUUGAACAAGAAGGUGAAUGAGAUCGCCAAGGCUGCAGGCAAGGAGGAUAUUGUAAAACGUGCAGAGGAACACGCUGCGCGCCUUGCUAAACUGGCAAAGGAACUUGAGGAUGCGGUGAAGAAUGCAAGUGGACGCACUGAGGUGCGAAACGCCAAAGACGCUAUCGACGCCUACAAGAACAUCACAGAUGCAAUUAAUGCUGCUAAGGCUGCAGCCGAUGAGGCCAAAGAUGCUGCCAACAACGCCUUGAAUAAUGUAAAAAACCAGCAGCUCACACAAAGAGCAAAAGACCUGAAAGAGACUGGUGAGGAACUACUGAAAAACGCAAAGGACGCAGAGACAGAUCUUCAAGAUGCUUCAGACGACGUUACUGACCUGAAGAAGCGCCUGAAGAACGCUGAUAACAAGAAGAAAGUUCUUGAGAAAGACCUGUUUGAUGCACAGAACCAACUAAAUGACAUCAACAGAGAUGACAUCGGAGGUAUGAUCAAUGAAGCCAAAAGGAAGGCAGCUUUAGCCAAUGACACGGCCAGCGACACUAUGGACAAACUGAAUGCCAUCAGAAAGGAAAUGAAGAAGAUCAGUGUCACUCCCGUGGACUCCAACCUGAACAAUGUAUUGGAUGAUGUGGACCAGUCAGUGAAGAACUUGCUGAAAACCAUUCCAUCUCUGAAUGAUAAGAUCUCCGAGGUGGAGAACCUGACCUCGCAGUUCUCACCUAUUGGCAACAUAUCUGACAACAUCAAGAAGAUCAAAGAGCUCAUUGAACAAGCCCGGGAUGCAGCUAACAGGAUUGUGAUCCCGAUGCACUUCACAGGCGAAGGUCACGUGGAGAUGCAUGUGCCAAAGAAUGUGGAGGAUCUGAAGGCCUACACGUCCCUGUCUCUGUCACUGCAGAGACCUAUAGACAGGGGUGAUGGAAGACGCAGACGCAGACAGACCGGGAACAAAGGAGACAUGUUUGUGAUGUACCUUGGCAAUAGAGAUUCUUCUAAGAACUACAUCGCUAUGGUCCUGAGGAACAACGUGCUGUACGGUGUGUACAAGCUCAACGGAGUCGAGUACGAGAUGAAAACGGACUUUAUUAGCUUGUCCGAGUCUGAGCCGGCCACCUUCGAUGCAGUGGACCUACGCAGGAUUUACCAAGAUGCGCAGAUGAACCUCACCAAAGAUGUCUCUUCAGGUAAACCCGGUGUGCCUAUCAAGACCAACAAUCAAGGAGAAGAGAACAAGAACCUGCUGGACAUCAAUCCCACUAAUAUUGUUUUCUACGUUGGAGGCUACCCUGACAACUUCAUACUGCCGCCUUCUCUCAACUACCCCAAGUACAAAGGCUGCAUUGAGUUCAAAUCUUUUAACGACAAAAUCGUCAGUCUGUACAAUUUCCAAAAGGCAGUGGCGAUCAAUUUGGAGGAUCCAUGCAAGAGAUAUGUGCCUCCAAUUGUCGCUCACUACUACGAAGGCACCGGAUAUGGCAAAGUAGCUUUGGAUAGUCUCAAUCGCUUCGAGAUGAACAUCUUAAGUCGUUCAGAAAACAGUCUGCUCUUUUACAUGGGAACGGAGGACCAUUACUUCACUGUGACGAUAGAGAGGGGCAUCCUUUUCAUACGUAGUGAUUUGCUGGAAGCACCCGUUACAAACAACUUGAGAAUAUUCCCGAAAAAUGACUGGACAGAAAUCCUCACCAUUUAUUACAAGGGUACAUUGAAAGUCAUCAUAGAUAAGGGUGUUUAUAAGUUACAAGCCCAAGCUGUGCAUAUCGACACAUUUAAAGAUUUCUAUGUUGGUGGUGCUCCACAAAACCUGAGAGAAAGAAACAACAUCACCAUACAGCCAUUCAAAGGAUGCUUGAAGAAUUUGAAGUUCAAUAGUCAAAAUCAAGAAGUUGCCGAGUCAGUGGGCAUCAGCAAAGGUUGUCCCGAGGAUUCCUUGAUCGCUCGUAAAGCAGAGUUCAAUUUGGGGAGCUCCCUAUCAACUGACCUCGAAGGCUUUAGUCUGGCCAACGACGUCACUGUCUCCCUCGGAUUCAAGAGCACAGAGAAUCAGGGUCUUAUCCUGCAGGACAAAGAGCAGGCUCAUGGAAUGAAUCUGGUUUUGGAAAAUGGCCACGUGAUUCUCAAUUUCGACAACAAGAUGUGGAAAUCAAACGAACAAUAUCACGAUGGCCAGUGGCAUUAUUUGACUGUAACCAGCAGAGGAGGAAGGAUUCAGCUGGUUAUUGAUGACGAAGACAAAGGUCAGGAGCAGAGUGGCGGCACUUCCAUACCCAACACAGGUGGCUUCGUGUUCCUGGGAAGAGACACGUUCAAAGGAUGCGUUUCCAACCUCUACACAAGACGGGAAGCCAAUCUGUUCAUGGCUGAGGACCUCAGCACCUUCAAGACUUCUGGGGAUGUCAUGCUGGAUGUGUGUACUGCUGACAGUCUUCCUCAACUGAUGCUGGACCGUGCCUUUAAGAAGGAUGUUGUGAUGCAGGUGAUAAAUGAGAGUCUAUCGGCGUGUGCUUUACCAGCCCUGGUACACAAUGCUUAUCACCUGGGUGGCCCUGUUAGCAGCCUGAGCUACAGCCUUCCACUACAGGUCCUGCAGCCCAGGCCACACUUUUCUCUGGAUAUCAGGACUCGUGCGUCUGAAGGCCUGCUGUUCUUCGCUGCUACCAGAGGAGGACGCUCUCAUCUCGCUUUAUACAUAUCCAAAGGCAGGAUCAGACUGUCUGUGGGCAAACAGAAGGAGAUCUUCAACAGGGAGAAGUACAAUGAUGGAAAGUGGCACUCGGUCAUAUUCAGUUUGGAGAAGAAGAAAUUUCGAUUGGUUGUAGAUGGGAUCAGAGCCCAGGAUGGUCAGCUGACAAAUGCUGAGUUGACAUCUAUACAUCAAUUUGUGUCACCUGUGUAUCUGGGAAGUGCCCCAGAGUCCGUUCACAAAGAGCUAAAGUUGAAGGCCCUUCCAAAGCAAAGUGUGUCCGGCUGUAUCCGCAAUUUUAAAAUGAAUGGGGCUCCAAUGUCAAAUCCAACCACAAACCACGGUGCUGGCCCCUGCUUUGAGGGACAGACACAAAGAGGGGCUUAUUUCUCAGGGAAUGGAGCACAUGUCAUUAUCAAUGACUCCUUUGUUGCGGACACCGGCUUUGAGCUGCUCUUUAAUAUUCGUCCACGGAAUCCGACUGGACUCCUUCUACAUGUUGGUGCUUCCAGCAGGAACCAAUAUGGACCUGAAAUAGGCCACUAUCUCACUGUCUACAUGCUCAGAGGAGAGGUCGUGGCACGGGCGAACAAUGGCAGAGGAGAAUUCAUGGUGUCGGUGAAGCCAAAAUCUUCUUUAUGUGAUGGAAUGUUUCAUAAAAUUUCAGUAAUCAAGAGGAAGAAUGUUGUGCAACUUCACGUGGACACAAUAGACAAUUACAAGAUUGGACCACCAUCUUCCACUACACCUUUGACCAAAGACUCCUUGUAUGUGGGUGGCAUUCCUCAGAUGUCAAUGCAACAGACGCUUCCUGUCACAUCGUCCUUUGUGGGAUGCAUCCAGGACAUGAAGAUCAACAGCGACUCGAUCUCUUUCGACAGGCUGUCUGGUGUGUUCGGUCCAGUCAACCUCAAAGAGUGUCCAGGCUGAAAGUCUCAUUGCAUCAUCAUAAAAACAAACCUUGGGACCACGUCCACCGCCAUCCAUGUGCAAUCUGUUACCAAGACAGAGAAUGUGUUUGUGUGUAAGAAUGUAUAUUUUAUGAGGAGUGUGUGUGUGUGUGUGUGUGUGUGUGUGUGUGUGUGUGUGUGUGUCUGUGUAUGUGUGAGAGAGACUGUGUGUAAAAUAGAGAUAUGAGCAGCCACUUACCGGUUCAUAAUAUUUGCUGCUCGGUUAAACAUUUCUGUAUUUAUUUUGUGAUAAAAAUCACGUAUCAGGGCACCAAGUCACAUAUUCUAACAGUUGUUUUACAGUUUGAUGUGUUGGUCCAUUCAUCUGACAAUCAAAUGCUACUGAACAUGCUUGUGAUUGGUCAGGGCUGCAGGAGGAGCAAGCCAGCACUUUAAGAAAACAAAUGAUGCCUUUUGUGAUGGUGCUUUAAUGGAAAUCAACAUUAUUAGUUGAUUUUCUUUGUUUGUUUGUUGGAAAGAUUAUACUAGAAUAAUUAUGUUUACACCUACAGUGCUCAGUUCAUUGACAUAUCAGGAGCUGCCAAGCUGUUUUAUAUUCAUAUCCACAUACCAGCAUGGAGAAUUCUGCAUUUAAACUGGUUUAAUAGGGUUUUCACACAGGCUAUGAAAUCACAUGCUUUUUUUCCCCAUACUGUAUUACUGUUCUGAAUUAAUUUUCAAUUUUGCAUUCCUUUUUCAUGCAUGAGGAUGUUCUUUGUGGCUGUAAAUAUCAGUUACACAAGAAGACAGCAUGUACUGAAGUUUGUGCAUUGUCUAUGAGUUGAAAACCAAUAUAGAUGCCAUCAGCUAUAAUAAAUCUCACAUUGUAACGUUUGGGACCAGUUAGCCCAUAUUACUAUAAUGUUGAAAGUAAUAUAACAACUUGUAUUUGAUGCAUUUUAACUCCCCAGCAAGUGUUUACUUACCUGCUUUGUACAUGUGGAAAAAUAUGCAUGAUGUUUGGGCAUGAUGAUUUUUACAUGCAUUCCUGUCUUCUGACCACUGAUUUGUAAGCCAUUUUGUAAUUAAUGUUCUUUAUAAAUACUUUACUCAGUGCCAUAAGUAGAUCUUGAAAAAUAUAUUUUGAUUUGUGA
This is a messenger RNA of Cottoperca gobio, 11338 nucleotides long. RefSeq names its product laminin subunit alpha-3-like. The record is from RefSeq and is a predicted model, not a curated record. NCBI's taxonomy places the organism in Eukaryota, Metazoa, Chordata, Actinopteri, Perciformes, Bovichtidae. Gene Ontology annotation, cellular component: basement membrane. Gene Ontology annotation, biological process: cell adhesion; axon guidance; tissue development. Gene Ontology annotation, molecular function: extracellular matrix structural constituent; signaling receptor binding.